CUGCGGUUUCGUGGCGUGGUUGGUCGUAUUUUUUACAAUUUUCGUCAUCUGUCAUCACUGAAUGGAUAAAUUAAAGUAAGAGAGGAUCAAAAGAUUGAAGAUAAUGGCUGUAAAUUCUUACGGCGGUGGAGGAACUGAAGAAGGAGUUUAUGCCCAAUUGGAUUUGAGUGGCAAACUUAUUAUUAAAGCCCAGUUAGGUGAUGACAUUAGGAGAAUUCCAAUUCAUAAUGAAGACAUUACUUAUGAUGAACUUGUUCUUAUGAUGCAGAGGGUUUUUAGAGGGAAGUUAAAUGCUGAUGAUGAAGUUCUCAUUAAGUAUCGUGAUGAAGAUGGUGAUUUAAUAUCUAUCUUUGACAGCUCAGAUUUAUCAUUUGCAAUUCAAUGCAGUAGAAUUCUUAAACUGACAAUCUUUGUAAAUGGACAUCCUGAGCCUUUGCAGUCUGAUGAAGUGAAACAUAUAAGAACUGAACUGCAGAAAAUUAGGAAUCAAGUUAACCAAUUAAUUGACCAGUUAGAACCUAGAGCACCUUUGCCUGGCAGUCGAGUUGAAAAUGAAAAAGGUAUUGCUAAUGCUCAAGCUAAUAAUACUCCCAAUGCUGCAGCUCCUAAGGAGUUUGAUCCUUUAUCUACUAAAGAGGGUGGUGGUGAAGGGCGAAAUAAAGUGGCAACAUCAUUUGGAUUGCAAGAAGAACAACAGGAUUCGAAUGUCUCUGUAUCAGAAAACAAUAAUGGUCGAGGAGGUUCACCAGAUAGUAUCUCCAGUUUAGGUUCUUCCGCCAGUCAGAAACAACCACAACAGAUGCAGCAGGGAGUACCUCCCCCAACUAGCAUGUAUCAGACUCAGCCUCAUCAAGUUUACGUCUCGUCUCAAAAUAAUCCUGGAGUACCAUCACAUCAUUACUUCCCUGGGUCUGGAGGUCCUGGCCCCCACCAACAGCAGCAGCAACCACAGUCACCUGCUUCAAGUGUGGGCAGCGGUUUUGCUCCUCCUCCACCUUCUGGAUAUGGCUCAACCCAGCCUGGUCCAGGCUAUGGCAGCUAUCAACAAAAUCCACAGAUGCAGCAGGCUCAGUAUGGUCAACCACAGCCCUCUCAAGGUCAGCAGCAACAAAUGCCCCAGCAAGUUCGUGGCAGUCCAUUCACUGGUCCACCAACAAGUGGUCCCAGUCAGGGUCAAACUGGAGCACCCUCUCCUUUCCAGGGAGGUCCUCCCACAUCACAAGCUUUCCAAGGUCAAAUGCAAUAUCCUGCUGGGUAUUCUCCUGGUCCUGCAACUGGACCUGUACCAAGUGGUCCCGGUCCUGCUAAUCCUUACUCCAGAGGCUCUACAACUUCUUAUGCUCGUCCUACCUUGAACUACCAAGCAGGAUAUUAAUCUUAAUCUUAAUUAGUUAUUCAUUUAUUUUUGUUAUCUUUCUUUUCAUGCUAAGAUCUGUGUAUGGCAGGCCUACAGGUUGUGUUUAUUAUCAUUUUAGUAUUUUAAAAAUUUAUGCUUGUAUAUAUGUUUUAAAAAAUUGCAGUCCAUAUUAAAAAAAUAAUUUUCCCCCUCUUAAUUAGAGAUUAUUUGUUUUGUUUAAGUUUAAAAUUCAACUUGAGUUGACAUUUUUUUUUUCCCUUUAAAAAUUAUAAAUUAGAGAUUAUUUUAAAACGCUUUUGAAAAAUGUUUGUGUUAUUUACGUGAAAUGUGCUCAAAUGGUGCAGUUAUCUAGUAUGUAUGCAUUUUCAUUAUAAAUGCUUAUUAUUGGAAUAUGCAUUGCCUUACAUCAUAAUCAGAAAUUCAUUAGUAAAUAAAAAUUUGCUUUAAAAUGUGUUUUGGUUUUAUUAAAUAUUUCUUAAAUUAAUAGAAGACUAAAAUAGAUGCUUCUUGUAUUAUUUUUUUUUCUUCUCCUUAAAAUCUGUAUGUUUCAGCAAUCCAGUUGCAACUUUUAUUAUGUUACAAUUAGUUUUUGAACUGUUCUUUUGUUUAAAACUUUGAUCUUGUCAAAUGCCUAGUGGUAAUAAAUCUUUUUCUGUCCUUUAGUACUGUAACAAUCACAUUCAUAAAUGGAUAAAGUUGUGCUUUGAAUUCUUUUACUGAUACCCAUCUUUUUUGUUACAGGAAAAACUUUUUACAAAAUAUUUUCUGUAGUAUUAUGAAUUUUUAAUGUAAUAAACAUGUACAAUAAAACAGA
Messenger RNA from Argiope bruennichi, 2171 nucleotides. Its product is annotated as protein TFG-like. Lineage: Eukaryota; Metazoa; Arthropoda; Arachnida; Araneae; Araneidae. The record is from RefSeq and is a predicted model, not a curated record. Gene Ontology annotation, cellular component: endoplasmic reticulum exit site. The coding region runs from base 104 to 1375 and encodes 423 amino acids. Gene Ontology annotation, molecular function: identical protein binding. Gene Ontology annotation, biological process: endoplasmic reticulum to Golgi vesicle-mediated transport; COPII vesicle coat assembly. The transcript has 9 exons.